AUUUCCUUUCUCUCUCUCUCUCUCUCUCUCUCUCUCUCUUCGUCCUCAGUUCAUCUCCGUCCAAUAAAACCCUAAUUUCGUAUGUGUAGCGUUUCACUCCAGCACGGAGCUGUAAAAUUAAGCUUCAAAGGAGCAAAUUAGGGUUCCGUAUAUAUGUCCUAUAAUCAAUCGAGGUCCGACAGAGGUGACACACAAUACCGGAGAACUGGGCGUUUGGCCGGUUACCAUCAGCAGCAGCAGCAGCGAUCAGCCUCCGGCGGUUACGGUAAAGGCGGCGGAAGCGCAGCCUCCGCGCCCGCCCGUCCCUCUGCCGUCGACUCUUCAGUAUCCUCUGCAUCGUCGUUUUCCUCGAAUCGCAGCUUUAAGAAGCCAGGCAAUGUUCUAGGAGGGCAGUCUCGGGUGAAUUUGUCGCCUGCUAAUCAUUCGGUUUCCAAGGACGCUCCUCUUCCUCCUGACUGUCAGAAUGGUUCCAAUGUACAGUCUCGGUCUCAGGUUAUUAGUGAAGCCACCAAUCAAACCGAUUCUUACUCUACCGGCAGAAGCAUCCGAGCUAUUCCAAAGGCUCCAACUUCUCAGUCUUCCACCGUUAAUUCCAAGACCAAUGAGCCGUCAGCCCCUGCUAAGGCCUCCGCGGAUGCAUCUAAAGCAUUUUCUUUCCAAUUUGGAUCACUUGGUCCUGACUUAAUGAAGAUUCCUGCUCGAACUAGCUCAGCGCCACCAAAUUUGGAUGAGCAGAAACAUGCGCAGAUGCACCAAAGUUCUUUUAAGCAAGUGCCAGAUCCGCCAAGUCCUGUCCUUAAGCAAGAUUUACCAAAUAAGGUUAUGGAUAAUCAUUCCAUCAAUAAAGAAGCCCAUGCAACAGCUAAGGAAAAAAGGGAUGUUCAGGUUGCACAUGUUACCCCUCCAAGUCCGACUCAAAAGCCCACCGGCUUACCUAUUCGGAUGCCUUCUGUGCAGACUCCUUAUCAGCAUCCUCAGGUUCCUCAUCCUGUGCAUUUUGGUGGCCCAAAUAUGCAUUUGCCGCCUCAGAAUGUCUCUGCCACCCCAUUUCAGAUGCCAAUGCCUAUGGCAUUAUCUAUGGGAAAUACUCCACAAAUUCAGCAGCAAAUGUUUCUUCAAGGUCUACAAUCUCACCCGAUGCCUCAUCAGGGUAUGAUGCAUCAGGCACAGGGAAUGGGUUUUGCAACUCCUAUUGGUGCUCAGAUUCAUCCUCAGUUAGGUCACAUGGGUGUGGGUGUGGGUGUGGGUGUGAGCCCACAUCAUGAGCAGCAUGGAGGAAAAUUUGGUGGACAACGUAAGGUCACUCCUGUCAAGAUUACUCAUCCUGACACACAUGAGGAGCUGAGGCUUGACCGGCGAGGCGAUAAUUAUUCAGACAGUAGAUCGGUGGCUGCGAUUCAUCCCAAUAUGCCUCCAAGAUCCCAGCCAGUACCAUCUUUUGCUCCUCGCCCAGUUAAUUAUAUGCAGAGCUCAUAUAACACCAACGCCAUGUUCCCCCCUGUUUCUGUACCGCUAAACAGUAGCCCGAUGACAUCCAAUUCCCAAGCACCAAGAUUUAAUUUUCCAGCUCAAGGCUCUCAGAGUGGACAAGUUGUCUAUCAAUCUGCUCAUAGCUCAUCACAACUAAUCAGACCCACUGCCCCUUCUCGUAGUUCUUCUGUUUCUUCAUCUGCGCCGCAUGAACGCGAUUCACAAUAUGCAAUUUCAUCUGGUGCACCUGCAACUGCAAAGGUAACGGUGAAGCCAGCUGCUGCUUCUGAAAAACUCGGAUCACCUCAAGUAAUGAGGUCAUCUGGGGAAGUUAACAUUUCUUAUCCACAAAAGAAUGUGGAUUCUGGUUCUAUGAGCUCUUCACAGCAAAUGAAACCUGGAUCUGUCUCCGGGGUAUCCACCUCAUUUGCUCCUCCCGCUACUUCAUCUGGGGAGAAUGCUCCAGUUGCAAAAACUGAAACCGGACUAGGUGAGACGGUGGAUGAGUCAAACCUUAUUGAAGAUCACCAGAAGCAAACAGGCAAGAAGGAAUCGCCUCGUCCUUCAAACGAGGAUAUUGGCCAGGUUAAUCAAGAACCUCAGAUUUCUGAUUAUGGUCUACCCUCUGAUCAGUUAACUUCUGAAACAAUUAAUCCUAAGGAAGAUCCAUCGCUUCCACCUACCAAUGGGCUUGGGGAGGAACUGGUUGAGGAGUCUUCUACUUCUGAUAAUUCGGCUUCUGACAAACCAUACUCAAAUGUAGACAGACUUGUGGAAGAUUCAACCCCUGUUUCCUCAGAGAUUAGUGGUUCUCCGCUGGAGCGAAUUCGUGAUGCUAGAGGAAUCGAUGUUGGAGGUGAUCUGAGUGUGACUGACAAGCACACUGAAAUGUCAGAAAUUUCUGUGGAACAACCCGAUUCGAAAUGUGUGGAACUAAGGAAUGAUUCAAAUGAACCAAUGAGCAAUUGUAGCGCCCCGGGGAAUGGAACUGCACAUGGUGGGAUGGAUGGUACCUCCAGUGAAUGUCCAGGUUCUGAAAAAGUUUAUGUUACAGGAAAUUUGAGCUCUGUGUCUUUACAUUCUGCUGAUACACAGUGCUCAAAUGUUCCCUCCGAUCACUCUUUUGAAUCAAACAUGACAAAAAAUACUACUUCCAGAGGAAAGAAGAAGAAAAAGGAGAUUCUUCAAAAAGCAGAUGCUGCGGGCACAACAUCUGACCUUUACAUGGCUUACAAAGGGCCUGAGAAAAAGAAAGAGACAGCAGCAACACCUUCAGAGAGCAGUGAUACUUCAAACCCUAGACAGGCACUUGUCCAUGGACAUCAUGCUGUUGCUGAAUCCCCCAAGGCAGUUGCACAGGUGAAAAAUGAACCAGAAGACUGGGAGGAUGCUGUCGAUGUCUCCUCGCCAAAUUUGGGAUCUGCAGAUUAUGCUGUCAAUGCAGAGAGAGGAGACGAAUUCAAAGACAUCUAUGAGAGCAUGGAAAAGAAGUACUCCCGGGACUUCCUCCUUAAGUUUGCAGAUCAGUGUACUUCUCUUCCCGAGGGCUUUGAGGUCAUGCCUGAUAUUGCAGAUCUCCUGAUCUGUGCUAAUGUGGGUGCAUCUCAUCUUGGACGCGAUUCUUAUGGUAGCCCCGGAAAAGUUAUGGAUCGACAAGGAAGUGCCUCCCGAUUAGAUCGACGCUCUGGCAAUGUGCUUGUUGAUGAUAGAUGGAUGAAGACUCCUGGUUCUUUUGGUUCAGGAUAUGGAGGUAAUGUAGGUUUCCGACCUGGUCAAGGAGGAAACUCAGGAGUUUUAAAAAACCCGCGUGUGCAGGCACCUAUAAUUUCUAGAGCGAUGCAAUCUGUGGGUCCCAUUGGAGGAAUGGGUCGAAAUAGUCCCGAGUCUGCUGAAAGGUGGCAACGUGCUGCUAAUUUCCAGCAAAAAGGUUUGAUUCCUUCUCCGCAUACUCCGCUACAGGUGAUGCACAGAGCAGAGAAGAAAUAUGAAGUUGGUAAAGUGGCUGAUGAAGAAGAGGCCAAGCAAAGACAGUUGAAGGGCAUCUUAAACAAGCUGACCCCUCAAAACUUUGAAAAACUGUUUGAGCAAGUGAAAAGUGUUAACAUCGAAAAUAUUGUUACACUAAAGGGUGUCAUUUCACAGAUAUUUGACAAAGCCUUAAUGGAGCCUACUUUCUGUGAGAUGUAUGCAGAUUUCUGCCAGCAACUGUCGAGUAAGUUGCCUGAUUUUACUGAGAAUGGCGAAAAGAUUACCUUCAAAAGAUUGCUUCUUAACAAAUGCCAAGAAGAAUUUGAGAGGGGGGAAAGAGAAGAAGAUGAAGCUAGCAGAGCUGAAGAAGGAGAAGUAAAACAAACAAGCGUGGAAAGAGAAGAAAAGAGACUUAAGGCUCGACGGAGAAUGCUGGGUAACAUUAGACUUAUCGGUGAAUUGUACAAGAAAAGGAUGUUGACUGAGAAAAUCAUGCAUGAAUGCAUCAAGGAGUUGCUCGGGUAUUCUGAGGAUCCCGAUGAGGAGAAUAUUGAGGCUCUGUGUAAAUUAAUGAGCACGAUAGGAGAGAUGAUUGACCAGCCCAAAGCAAAGGCAUUAAUAGAUGCUUACUUUGGGAAAAUGACAAUGCUGUCUAACAAACAAGAACUGUCUUCCAGAAUGAGGUUCAUGUUGAAGGAUUCCAUUGAUCUGAGAAAGAACAAAUGGCAGCAAAGAAGGAAAGUCGAGGGCCCAAAGAAAAUUGAGGAAGUGCACAGAGAUGCUGCUCAAGAACGUCACACUCAAACUAGCAGGCUUACACGUGGGCCCAUCAGUUCUUCAAUGAGAAAGGGUCCUUCCGACUUUGGUCCAAGAGGAGGCAUGCUGGCAUCUCCUGGUGCUCAAAUAGGUAACUAUCAUGGGUUACCUCAAGGCCGUGGUUUUGGUAAUCAGGAUGCUCGGUUUGAGGAGAGAACACUUUAUGACGGCAGGACAGUUCCAAUGCCUCAAAGGACAUUAGGUGGGGAGUCUAUUACAUUGGGUCCCCAAGGUGGUCUUGGUCAAGGAAUGUCCUUUAGAAGACCAGCGGUAGCGUCAUCAAGUGCUUCACAGUCUGAUAUAUCUCCGACCAGUGGAGAUUUGAGCCGAGCACCUGCUGGUUUGAAUGGUUUUGGCCCACAUAGACCUGCAAGUCCUGCUGCUUAUGGAAGAUCUAGGUCAAGUUCUCAAGAGCAGGGCCCUAGUCAUGGUAUUAGGGACUCUGCAGGUCCUGCUCUUGAUUCUGAUCUGUCUUUAGGAGCUUCAUCCGGUAUGCGUAGACAAGAUGUAUCUUCAACUGAAAACGUUUUGUCAGAGGAACGCCUACAUGAUAUGUCUAUGGCAGCAAUUAAGGAAUUUUACAGUGCCCGAGAUGAGAAGGAGGUUGGUUUAUGCAUCACAGACCUAAACUCGCCCGGCUUUCACCCAACAAUGAUUUCUCUCUGGGUUACUGAUUCAUUCGAGAGAAAGGAUAUGGAAAGGGAUCUUUUAGCUAAGCUCCUCAUUAAUCUUGUGAAAUCUCCUGAUGGCACCAUAAGUGAAGGCCAAUUGGUGAAAGGGUUUGAAUCUGUUCUGACAACUCUCGAGGAUGCUGUCAAUGAUGCUCCCAGAGCAGCAGAGUUUCUCGGGAGAAUCUUGGGCAAGGUCGUGACUGAGAAGGUAGUCCCCUUGGCAGAGAUUGGGCGGUUGAUACAAGAGGGAGGGGAGGAGCCAGGAAGCAUAGUAGAGCUCGGGCUAGGAGGCGAUGUCAUCGGGAGUGCCAUGGAGACAAUAAAAUCCGAGACGGGUGAGGCUGCGUUCGAUGAGAUACGUCGAAAUUCGGGUUUGCGGCUCGAGGAAUUCAAACCAAGGGAGCCAAACCGGUCGAAGAUAUUAGACAAGUUUACUUAGUGAAAGAGCACUGUGAUCAAAUUGUGAGGGGAUAUUGCUUCUUGUCUCUAGCGCUUCACUCAUUUGGACAAAGGGAGGUAUCUGGAGGGUUAAUAUUAGCAGUGUUCGCCUUCUGUUUUUUCCCCUUUUAGAUUUUAUUCCUUGAUCACAUAUUAAA
This is a messenger RNA of Tarenaya hassleriana, 5521 nucleotides long. Its product is annotated as eukaryotic translation initiation factor 4G-like. The coding region runs from base 154 to 5364 and encodes 1736 amino acids. The transcript has 9 exons. NCBI's taxonomy places the organism in Eukaryota, Viridiplantae, Streptophyta, Magnoliopsida, Brassicales, Cleomaceae. Gene Ontology annotation, cellular component: eukaryotic translation initiation factor 4F complex. Gene Ontology annotation, molecular function: translation initiation factor activity; protein binding; mRNA binding. The record is from RefSeq and is a predicted model, not a curated record.